Messenger RNA from Dinoponera quadriceps, 2301 nucleotides. Its product is annotated as aminopeptidase N-like. Lineage: Eukaryota; Metazoa; Arthropoda; Insecta; Hymenoptera; Formicidae. Gene Ontology annotation, molecular function: peptide binding; metalloaminopeptidase activity; zinc ion binding. The transcript has 11 exons. The record is from RefSeq and is a predicted model, not a curated record. Bases 1 to 2301 code for a protein of 766 amino acids. Gene Ontology annotation, biological process: proteolysis; peptide catabolic process. Gene Ontology annotation, cellular component: cytoplasm.
AUGAGGUUCAACACCUUUCCACACACCGACCAAGGCUUGGUUGUGACCAGUAAUGACAUGAUAACUGACGAGAAGACGUAUAUAACAAUUUUUGAACCGAUUGGUGCUCGACGUGUCUUUCCAUGUUGGGAUGAGCCGAAGUUCAAGGCAACCUUCAACAUCUCUGUCGUGCAUUCAUCCUCAGUACAGCUCUUCUCGAGCACGACGCACAAGGAGAAAAACAUAUUGCCGGAGCGCGGAAUGAUGCAGAUGAUCUUCGAGCCUUCACCGGUGAUGUCGACUUACCUCGUAACGAUCGCGAUUACUGAAGCCUCUUUAUAUUUAGCGGAAAAGGGUAACUUUAAAUUGUGGGGCCGAUUGCUUGAGCAGGAUUUACGUUUAGAUCCGAACGAUAUCAUCGAAAGGAUCGCUGUUUUGACCGAUAAGUUUUUAAAAAAAUACACGAACAAUUUGUGGAGAAAUAUGAUAAUCAGCAUUCUCUUGUAUCCGAAUCUUCCGAGUAACGCUGUGGGAGCCUGGGGCUUCACAGCUUUCAGAGAAAGUGAUCUCAUUUACAAACCGGAUUUGCAUUUUCCCGGACGCGAACUUGAAAUAUGGAAUAUGGUAGCUAGACAAAUGACACGACAGUGCAUCGAGAGUUUCGUCAGCCCAAUGGAGUGGUCUCACCAGUGGCUGAGCCAUGCACUUGCAACGUUUCUCAGUUAUAAAAUCGCUAAGAAGGAAUACGGGGAAGAUGUCAUGAUGCAACUUUUUGUAGUGCAGGUUCUACAGCCUGCUCUGCAUAACGAUAUUGAAAUGAAUGUGCCACCUGUUAUGCACAAAUAUGAUCCGAUUUAUUCUUCUCUCAUUUAUAAAAAAGCAUCCGCCAUGAUAAGAAUGUUGCAAUAUAUCGUCACAGAGGAAGUGUUGCAGCAAGGCUUUGCUCAGUAUUUAAAUACCUAUGCUUACAGCUCCGCCACGCCAAACGAUUUCUUCAAUAUCCUGAACAACGAAAUGAUCCGAUCAUAUAUAAAUUGCAAUUGCAACAUAACGGAGGUAAUGCAUAUCUGGCUUUUGCAAAGACGUUAUCCAACAUUGCUUGUUGAAGAAAAUGAUGGUGGUAUGUCAGUUAAAUCUUAUGAUAAUAAAGAUUCGCAAGGACAAAACAAAUGGCCGAUACCAGUGAUAUUCGCGACAGAAUCACAAUUUCGUUUCGGAAGAGAUUUAUCUGCAUUAUGGUUGGAUAACAAUUUGUUGCAGAACGCAAAGAGUUCAUUAGAUAUUAAUGUGUACUCACGAGAAGAUUUGGUUAUAUUUAACGUGGAACAAUUCGGCUAUUAUCGUGUUCAUUACCAAGAAAACUGGAAAAAAAUCGCGAACUACCUAAACAACAACGAUCACACGAAGAUACAUGUUCUGAAUCGUGCGCAAAUCAUCGAUGAUGCGUAUCAUUUCUUAAUGCAGGGCGAAAUAAGUUCCUCGCUCUUUUGCGAUCUGAUCGAUUUCUUACGGAAAGAGACAAAUUAUAUAGUAUGGCAUAGUAUGAUGAACGUCUUGCAAUAUAUUUCGCCGUUCUUCAACUUCCCAGAAAGUCAACAGUUCAAGGAAUAUAUGUUGAGGAUCAUGGAUAAAGUUUUGACGAUAAUCGGAUAUGACGAAAACUCUAAAGACGAUGACAUGCUGAAAGCAACACGAUUAUUACUCCUUAAUUGGGUCUGUAAACACGGUCAUGCUAAAUGUAGGACGAUGGCUUACGAUAAACUGGUAGCAUACGUCAAAGAUCCCGGCAAUAAUCCAAUUUUGCCAGGAUGGAGGGACUGGACGUUUUGUGCGGGUAUCAUGAACUACAACAUCCAAAAUUGGUCUGAAGUGAUGCUUAAUAUAAUGAAAGGGAAUAAUGAAAUGUUAAAACACAUGGCCUGUGCCGAAAACGAUCACUUGCUUCUAUUGUAUUUGGACCUGACCAUAUCCAAGCCUCAUGGUAAAUGGGAAAAAUUGGGAAUAGAGCCGAUGAAGAAAUUGUAUCAUGACAUUGUAAAGAGGCACGCAAGAAAGAAUCAAGUGCUGGAUUACAUCCUUAGCAUUCUCCAUAAAAUAGAGCACGGCAUGACUAAGAUACAGGAAAUAGCUGACAUUAUUAUGAGCUUGUAUUCUAAAUGUCAACUUGACAUGGUAACGAAAUAUGUGGAAAAUAAUACCAGCUUGGACUUAAAAGCCACAAAUCAAAUUAAAAAUAUGAUCAAUUUCCGACAGAAGCAAAUAAAUAAGCAGAGGAGUAUAUUCGUGAAUUUUUUCCACACCGUACUUCCAAAUAAAUGCUGA